AUGAUGUGCUGCAAAGCCCAGCAAAAUAAUGAUCAGAACUGCACUUCGUCUUGCGGGAAUAUCCAUGACAUACACUACCCUUUCCGGCUGGAAGACGAUCCCCAGCACUGUGGUCUUCCCGACUACCAACUUGCCUGCAACAACAAUCGCACUAUACUAUACCUUAAAGCUGAUCCUUAUGCAGGGUACGACUACAAAUUCAACUACUCCUACUACGUGGAGGCAAUCACUUAUGACAACUUCUCGAUUCGACUUGUUGAUCCCGGUCUAGACAAGGAUAAUUGCUCUUCUCUUCCACUUCAUUCUCUGCCAUAUACCGAUUAUUUCGGAUUCUCCACAGCAGGGCCAUACUUUGGUGUUAUGUUCACAAGCUGUCAGAAUCCCGUAAAUAGGAGUGGAUAUGUGGACGCUAGCUUUUGUGAUAAAAGAAACACUACUUCCACCUCCAACACUACUUCACCAUCUCCGUUGCAAAAUCAUAAUUAUGUGGUACGAGAAGGCAUGGAUAUCUCAGAACUGGAGGACUCCUGCAGCAUCGGCAAUCUGGUUUGGACAACAGCAAAUAUCUUAGGGCCCGCGACGGAAGGCAACAUUUUUUUUUCAGACUUAUAUGACGGGCUUGCAUAUGGGUUUGAGCUUUUAUGGUAUCGCGUCUAUUGUGGACAGUGUGAAGCAAGAGGCGGCUUUUGCCUUCUCGGAUUUGAGGACAAUGUUGUCCAUUGCUCAGGGGACGGAGCCAGAACCAACACCAGAACUAGAAUCAGAAAUAUAUUGAGAAAUGUAUUAUUAGGUGAGCACAUUUAA
This is a messenger RNA of Ilex paraguariensis (yerba mate), 804 nucleotides long. NCBI's taxonomy places the organism in Eukaryota, Viridiplantae, Streptophyta, Magnoliopsida, Aquifoliales, Aquifoliaceae. The record is from the annotation of a GenBank genome assembly.